AUGAAUGAUGGACAUACAACAUCUGUGGCAUCUUUAGGUAUCAACACACAAUUCAGUGGAAGUUCUGUAUCGUCAGGUAGUUCACCAUUAAAUUCGCCACUCGUUUCGCCAGCAGCAAACACAUCUUUUGCACACGAAAACUCGUCUUGGGACCAACUUCAAAACCAAUUCACACAACAGAUGUCGCUUCAACCACCUUCACCUGCCCCUCCUCCAGUCGCUACAAAGCCAGGAAACGGAAACACUUUUGUACAUAAAUUAUACAAGUAUGACCUUUCCGUUUAG
Molecule: messenger RNA, 285 nt
Organism: Mucor velutinosus
Lineage: Eukaryota; Fungi; Mucoromycota; Mucoromycetes; Mucorales; Mucoraceae
Exons: 1
Coding region: 1-285 (94 amino acids)
Source: RefSeq, a predicted model, not a curated record